CCUGAGCGGUGGUACAUCUCUGCAGUAGACCGUGCUGUCCUCGGCUUUCUUCCAGUCUUCCCAGGCAAUCCCCAUUGCAUCGCAAGAGUACACCGAUCAGGAGGUGUCGAGACAGCUGGUCUCGGAGAUCGUGCAGCUCCUGGAGGAGAAUGAGGUUCAGAGCUUCCUGAUCGGCAGCUUCAUGCGAGGCGCUCUCUAUCAACCGGUCGAGAUGAAACCCAUUGACCUGGUCAUUGACGACCAAAUAAUCACCAGGAUCGAUGGGCGCACGGAAAACGCCAUGGACCGAGCCAUUCGCAUCCUGCGCGAUGCCGGCUUCCCCGAUGGAUCCGGACCCGACCCCUCGAAUCUCCGCUGUCCGAUAGAGCUGGAGAAACUCAAGACCUACCCCAUGUAUAUGCCUCCCCGGUUCAAGACCCACCACUCGUUCCAUCUGCGGGGGGAACUCCAAGCCGGCAUGCACCAGGAGCUCCGUCUGUACCGAAAGUCGGAGUACUUCUGGUGUCUGCUCAAUGUCAAGCCGAGCGCCUGGAUGGAUGACGGGGACGUUCAUUCGGACUUUAUGCUGGCGUGUGAUAGCCGAUUGACCCUCGGGGAUCAGCCCGGACAAGGCCGCUUUGCGAAGGAGCAUCGCUGGGUCCAGAUUCCCAAGCCGGUGCGGUAUAUCGAAGCCCUGCUGCUGCUCAUGAUUACUCACGGGGAUACAGCAAAUCGGCAGAAUUACUGGCGCACCGAAAUCCUCGUCCUCCAACUCAAUGUCCCUCCGUGGAUGUUCAAGGACGAGGAUUUUCAUCCCCGGGUGCGAGCUUGGUGGGAGGUGGCGAAGAAAUCGAACGGGCUGUUUGUUACUCAAGUGCAGUGGGAGCACGAGAAGCCGCAUCUGGAGGAGCUCGCCCGAGCCCUCCGACAGGAGGGGCCGCUGAGGGCACCCAACUUUUCAGACUUGUAUCUCCCUGCUUGAUGCACCG
Molecule: messenger RNA, 968 nt
Organism: Aspergillus ibericus CBS 121593
Lineage: Eukaryota; Fungi; Ascomycota; Eurotiomycetes; Eurotiales; Aspergillaceae
Exons: 2
Coding region: 182-961 (259 amino acids)
Source: RefSeq, a predicted model, not a curated record